This is a messenger RNA of Prinia subflava (tawny-flanked prinia), 1169 nucleotides long. It is a transcript of the gene SLX9, whose product is annotated as SLX9 ribosome biogenesis factor. The transcript is spliced from 6 exons. Gene Ontology annotation, biological process: maturation of SSU-rRNA from tricistronic rRNA transcript (SSU-rRNA, 5.8S rRNA, LSU-rRNA). Gene Ontology annotation, cellular component: preribosome, small subunit precursor; nucleolus; 90S preribosome. The record is from RefSeq and is a predicted model, not a curated record. The coding region runs from base 36 to 680 and encodes 214 amino acids. Lineage: Eukaryota; Metazoa; Chordata; Aves; Passeriformes; Cisticolidae.
CGGGCCGGCCCCUUCCCUUUCCGCCCCACACCGCCAUGGGCAAGGCCAGGCGCCCGCGGCUGCACCGCGCCGCCCCCCGGCCCGCCCGGGCCGCGCCGCCGCUGCCCGAGCCCGGGCCCGGCCCCGCCGCGGGCGGAUGGAGCGCGGCGGCCGGGAAGGACUGGGACUUGUCAUCUUCUGGUGUGUUUUCUGGGCUGAAAAUUGACCCUGAUACCCUGGUGAAGAAGCUUGACUUGGACUCCAGAAGCAUCAUUUCCUCCAGAACAGGUUUGGAAGAAAAAACAGUGCUUUCCAAAAAAGAGAAGAUGAAGCUGAGGAAGGAAAGAUGGCUGCAGAAAAUAGCAAGUGUAAAGAUGGCCAAGCAAAAGCAGAAAGCUGAAGCGAAGCGGAAGGCAACACCUGUGGUGGGAGACAUGCAGCCCUUGAUGGAAGCCCUGCCUGAGCUCUCUUUCCUGACCACAGGUGACAGGGGAAGGAAGCCUCUCAAAAGCCACAUAAAAGCAAAGGCAGGACCAGCAGACUUUUCUCUGAUGAAGCAAGCUCAGAAGCACCAGCUCCUAGGGCAGGAAGUGGCCCGGUUUCACGAGGUUAUCACGGAUCCUGAGUACAGAGCCAACCCUCUCCUGGCCAUCAGCAAGCACCUCUCCCAGAGGCUGAGGGAAGAGGGGGAGCCCCUCUAGAGCUUCAGCUGGCCCCGCCGGGCGCGGGCUGUGAGGGAACGCAGCCCCUGGCACGCCGUCCCUGGGCCCUUGGGAGCAGUUCAGCUGAUGAUAAAACCAACAGCCCUGCUCUCUGUCUGCAGGAACAGCGCAGCCCUCCCCUGACAGGGCACUGCUCCUUCACAGCCAGUCUGCACAGAGCAGGGUGUUCUGUGAGAUUCUUGUGCAGGCAUUAAUCUCCCUGCAAAGUGUCUUGAUCCAUUUGCUCUUCUUGGGAGCAGGCAUGAUUUCUGAAACUGUGCCAAUGGCCAUGUGUCUGUUUUCUGUCAUUCCCCCACCUCUUCCUGACAACUCUGAGAAGAUUUUUUGCUUGCUCUGUUGGGAUGGUUCAGGACCCCAAGCCCUGGAGCCCGGGAGACUUUUGGAGUUUGUCAUGACCAAUGCUGCUGCUCAUAGACAUUGUUUUCUGUGAGAAAUUCAGCUUUGGAAUAAACAUACUGUCGUACAGCA